AUGGUCGACUUGGCCUGGUGCCGUGUUCACCACGGUGCUGUCUGCUCCCUCCAGCUUCUCCUGCCUGCUUCGGCGUGGGUCACAGGGACACCCCCAGCUCAGUUGCCAUGGACCAUGAACUCUGUGUUCAGGCCUCACUCUCCCUCAGGCCUGGGAAAUGAGCUGGCCCCAGGUUUCAGCACUGUUGCUGAACCAGUGCAGCUCCUGGGCCAUGUGAGCUCCUGGGUGACGUGGUUGAUCCUCACGGCGGGCUCCAUGGAGGAGAAGCGAGAAGUCUUCUCCUAUUUGGUGCACGUGGCCAAAUGCUGCUGGAACAUGGGCAACUACAAUGCUGUCAUGGAGUUCUUGGCUGGCCUCAGGUCAAGAAAAGUUUUGAAAAUGUGGCAGUUUAUGGACCAGUCUGACCUGGAGACCAUGAGGAGCCUGAAGGAUGCCAUGGCUCAGCACGAAUCUUCCUGCGAGUACAGGAAGGUGAUCACGCGGGCCCUGCACAUACCCGGCUGUAAGGUGGUCCCAUUCUGUGGGGUGUUUCUGAAGGAGCUCUGUGAAGUACUGGACGGAGCCUCUGGCCUCAUGAAGCUUUGCCCGAGGUACAAUUCUCAAGAAGAAACUCUAGAGUUUGUAGCCGAUUACAGUGGACAAGAUAAUUUCUUACAACGAGUGGGACAUAAUGGCUUGAAGAAUUCAGAGAAGGAGUCCACCGUCAACAGCAUCUUUCAGAUCAUCAGGAGCUGCAGCCGAAGUCUGGAGGCCGAGGACGAGGACAGCGCCAGUGAGGGCAACAGCUCUAGGAAAAAUUCCUUAAGGGAUAAAGCGCGGUGGCAGUUUAUAAUUGGAGAUUUGCUGGAUUCCGAAAAUGACCUCUGUGAGCAGUCGAAAGAAUGGGACUCUCAUGGAUCAGAAGAGCCACAGAAGGCCUUUGACCACGGGACAGAGCUGAUCCCGUGGUACGUGCUGUCCAUCCGAGCUGAUGUGCACCAGUUCCUGCUGCAGGGGGCCACUGUCAUCCACUACGACCAGGACACGCACCUGUCGGCCCGCUGCUUCCUCCAGCUCCAGCCUGACAACAGCACCUUGACCUGGGUAAAGCCCACCACUGCCUCCCCAGCCAGUGCUAAAGCAAAACUUGGUGUGCUUAGUAACACGGCUGAGCCUGGCAAAUUCCCGUUACUGGGCAAUGCUGGAUUAAGUGGCCUGGCGGAGGGGGUCUUGGAUCUGUUUUCAGCAAAGGCUGUGUACAUGGGACACCCUAGCAUCGAUAUACACACUGUGUGUGUUCAGAACAAACUGGGUAGCAUGUUUCUCUCAGAGACUGGUGUGACACUGCUCUAUGGGCUGCAGACCACGGACAAUAGGUUAUUGCACUUUGUGGCACCCAAGCACACCGCUAAGAUGCUCUUCAGUGGAUUGCUAGAACUCACGAGGGCCGUGAGGAAGAUGAGGAAGUUCCCUGACCAGAGACAGCAGUGGCUGCGGAAACAGUACGUCAGCCUCUAUCAGGAGGAUGGACGGUACGAAGGCCCAACUUUGGCUCACGCCGUGGAGCUGUUUGGUGGCCGGCGAUGGAGUACACGCAACCCCAGCCCUGGGACAUCCGCGAAGAGUACUGAGAAGCCCAGUGUGCAGAGAAACAACACCUUGGGCAUAAGCACCACCAAGAAAAAGAAGAAAAUCCUUAUAAGGGGUGAGAGUGGAGAGGCGGCUGACGACGAGAUGGCCACGCGGAAGGCCAAAAUGCACAGGGAGAGUCGCAGCCGGAGUGGUUCCGACCCUCAAGACAUGAAUGAGCAAGAAGAAUCCGAGACGAAUGCCAUCAUGAGCCUUCCUAACACUCUGCCUUCCAGAAGAGCCCACUCUUUGACCACGGCUGGGUCCCCUAACUUGUCUGCUGGGACAUCAUCUCCCAUCAGGCCAGUGUCCUCCCCUGUGCUGUCUUCUUCAAACAAGAGCCCGUCCAGUCCUUGGAGCAGCAGCAGCUGGCACGGGAGGAUCAAAGGAGGAAUGAAGGGUUUUCAGAGCUUCAUGGUUUCAGACAGUAACAUGAGUUUUGUUGAAUUUGUUGAGCUGUUCAAAUCAUUCAGCGUGAGGAGCCGCAAGGACCUGAAGGAUCUCUUCGACGUCUACGCCGUGCCCUGCAACCGAGCCGGCUCCGAGUCAGCCCCCCUCUACACCAACCUAACCAUUGACGAAAACACCAGCGACCUUCAGCCUGACCUAGAUUUAUUGACCAGAAAUGUCUCAGACUUGGGGUUGUUCAUUAAGAGUAAACAGCAGCUGUCAGACAACCAGAGGCAGAUAUCUGAUGCCAUUGCUGCUGCAAGUAUCGUGACAAAUGGCACUGGGGUCGAGAGCACAUCUCUGGGCAUCUUUGGGGUUGGCAUACUCCAGCUCAAUGACUUCCUCGUCAACUGCCAGGGAGAGCACUGCACUUAUGAUGAAAUCCUCAGCAUCAUCCAGAAGUUCGAGCCUAGCGUUAGUAUGUGUCAUCAGGGCCUACUGUCAUUUGAGGGAUUUGCAAGGUUUCUGAUGGAUAAAGAUAAUUUUGCCUCCAAAAAUGACGAGUCGCAGGAAAACAUUAAAGACUUGCAGCUGCCCCUCUCCUACUAUUACAUUGAAUCUUCACACAAUACCUACCUCACAGGGCACCAGCUCAAAGGAGAGUCCUCAGUGGAACUCUACAGCCAGGUCCUCCUGCAAGGCUGCAGAAGCGUAGAGUUGGACUGCUGGGACGGAGAUGAUGGGAUGCCCAUUAUCUACCACGGACACACACUGACAACCAAGAUCCCCUUCAAGGAGGUGGUUGAAGCCAUUGACCGCAGUGCCUUCAUCAACUCUGACCUGCCCAUCAUCAUAUCAAUUGAGAACCACUGCUCAUUGCCUCAGCAACGAAAAAUGGCAGAAAUUUUCAAGACUGUGUUUGGAGAAAAACUGGUGGCUAAAUUCCUGUUUGAGAGCGAUUUCUCAGAUGAUCCAAUGCUUCCCUCACCUGACCAACUUAGGAGGAAAGUGCUUCUUAAAAAUAAGAAGCUCAAAGCCCACCAGACACCAGUGGAUAUCUUAAAGCAAAAGGCUCAUCAGUUAGCAUCCAUGCAAGCUCAGGCUUAUAAUGGGGGGAAUGCCAACCCCCCACCUGCCAAUAACGAGGAAGAGGAGGAUGAAGAAGACGAAUAUGAUUAUGACUAUGAAUCCCUGUCUGAUGACAAUAUUCUAGAAGACAGACCUGAAAAUAAAUCAUGUAAUGACAAGCUUCAGUUCGAGUAUAAUGAAGAAAUCCCCAAGAGGAUAAAGAAAGCCGAUAACUCUGCUUGCAACAAAGGAAAGGUUUAUGACAUGGAACUGGGAGAAGAAUUUUAUCUUCCUCAGAAUAAAAAGGAAAGUAGACAGAUUGCACCAGAGCUUUCUGACCUUGUCAUCUAUUGCCAAGCGGUAAAAUUUCCAGGCCUGUCAACUCUAAAUGCAUCUGGCUCUAGCAGAGGAAAAGAAAGGAAAAGCAGGAAGUCCAUUUUUGGCAACAAUCCGGGCAGAAUGAGCCCUGGGGAGACAGCAGCGUUUAACAAAGCAUCUGGAAAAAGUUCCUAUGAAGGAAUGCGACAGGCCUGGGAGGAAUCUUCUUCCCCCCUCAACCCAACCACAUCCCUCAGCGCUAUCAUUAGAACUCCCAAAUGUUACCAUAUUUCAUCGCUGAAUGAAAAUGCCGCCAAACGUCUGUGUCGCAGGUAUUCUCAGAAACUGAUCCAGCACACCGCCUGUCAGCUGCUGAGGACUUACCCGGCUGCCACCCGCAUCGAUUCCAACCCCAAUCCCCUCAUGUUCUGGCUCCAUGGGAUACAGCUCGUGGCGCUCAACUACCAGACAGAUGAUCUCCCCUUACAUUUAAAUGCUGCCAUGUUUGAGGCCAACGGUGGCUGUGGUUAUGUUCUGAAACCCCCAGUUCUGUGGGACAAGAACUGUCCCAUGUAUCAGAAGUUUUCACCCUUGGAAAGAGACCUGGACAACAUGGAGCCUGCCAUCUAUUCCUUAACUAUUGUCUCUGGUCAAAACGUGUGUCCGAGCAGCAGCACGGGGAGCCCGUGUAUCGAAGUCGACGUGCUGGGCAUGCCCUUGGACAGCUGCCACUUCCGCACAAAGCCCAUCCACCGGAACACUCUGAACCCCAUGUGGAAUGAACAGUUUCUCUUCCGGGUGCACUUUGAAGACCUCAUAUUUCUUCGUUUUGCAGUCGUGGAAAAUAACAGCUCAGCCGUAACCGCUCAGAGAAUCAUCCCGCUCAAGGCUUUGAAACGAGGAUAUCGGCAUCUUCAGCUACGAAACCUCCACAAUGAAGUCUUGGAAAUCUCCAGUUUAUUCAUAAACAGCAGAAGGAUGGAAGAAAAUUCCUCCAGCAGUGCCGUGCCGGCCUCUUUGAUGUUUAAUACAGAAGAAAGAAAAUGUUUGCAGACUCACAGAGUUACAGUGCAUGGGGUCCCAGGUCCAGAGCCGUUUACUGUUUUCUCCAUAAACGGGGGCACCAAGGCAAAGCAGCUUCUCCAACAAAUUCUGACUACUGAACAGGACACCAAACCUAUUGUCACAGACUAUUUUUUGAUGGAAGAAAAAUAUUUUAUAUCUAAAGAAAAGAAUGAAUGCAGGAAACAACCAUUCCAGAGAGUCAUCGGUCCAGAAGAAGAGAUCAUGCAGAUUUUAAGCAGCUGGUUUCCCGAGGAAGGAUAUGUUGGCAGGAUUGUCUUAAAAACCCAGCAGGAAAACCUAGAAGAGAGAAGCAUUCUUCAAGAUGACAAAGAGGUGAUCUUGAGCUCAGAGGAGGAGAGUUUCUUUGUUCAAGUUCACGACGUUUCUCCAGAGCAACCUCGAACAGUCAUCAAAGCGCCCCGUGUCAGCACUGCGCAGGACGUCAUUCAGCAGACCUUAUGCAAAGCCAAAUAUUCCUAUAGCAUCCUGAGCAACCCCAACCCGAGUGACUAUGUGCUUCUGGAGGAGGUGGUGAAAGAUGCUACCAAGAAGUCUUCCACCCCGAAGUCCUCCCAGCGAGUCCUUUUGGAUCAGGAGUGUGUGUUUCAAGCCCAAAGCAAGUGGAAGGGCGCAGGAAAAUUCAUCCUUAAGCUAAAGGAGCAGGUACAGGCAUCCCGAGAAGACAAAAGGAAAGGCAUUUCUUUUGCAAGUGAAUUCAAGAAGUUCACUAAGUCAACUAAACAGCCCCGAGGACUCACGUCACCUUCUCAGGUCUUGGCCUCAGAAGGUGUCCAAAGCAAGGAGGAGAAACUGGUGGGCAGCUUGCCUUCCAGUGACACCACAGACUACCGACAAUAACCAAGGGAGAGAGAGAACAAGCUGGGGGAGCAGCAGGCAGAAGGAGAAGCAGGCUCCCUGCUGAGCAAGAAGCUGGAUAUGGGACAUGAUCCCAGGAUCAUGACCUGAGCUGAAGGCAGACACUUAACCGACUGAGCCACACAGGCAUCCCAGAUUGUUUUAUUUUGUAAUGAGCCCAAGGGAUUAUUAAAGCCACUCCUUGCCUGCGCCACGUGCCCUAAACUUGAGAGCCUGCUGGCAUAGUGAAGGCAUCGCUGCUCACACUGCAGAGCUUCAUCGUCUGCCUUUAUCAGUCAGGAAUUUUUUAUAUCAAAUUGUAGGAGCUCGCAGUUAAAGAAUUCAUUGAUACCCUUUUGGCAGGACCAAAUGUGAUUUAUAAGAGCUCAAAAGAAGGCCCCAUACCCUGAGCCCACGUUUCUACAUUGAAGGAGAAACUCCUAAAAUAACUGGUGCCCCCUUCGAGGCAUACAAAGCUUCUUCAGAACAGCAGGUGGGACCAAAUACAGGAAACCCCCUCCUUGAGAGUAUCGACGCAUCCACCUGCCCUGAGAGGUUCGAGCUUAUUUAGGUUCUGUAUGGAAAGGCUCGUGUGAAGGAACUCGCGGAACCAGGGCCGCAUCCAGGUCUCCCGUCGGGUCUUAGUGAAUCCGCGCAGAACGGCGAAGCCGUGAGCUGUGCCGCACUCGGAGAAGGCUCGGCACCCGUUCUCUGUUGAGAUCCUUCUGGAAUCGUAAUUUUUACAAGUUCUGGACUCACUUUCUUUCCUGCCCCAGGUCCCUGAGACAGUCAGUGCUUUCUCCAAAAGCCGAGUGAGCUUUAGGACGAAGCGCCAGUGUUGAGCCUCUCCGGCUUCUUCGAGAAUGCCUCGCGUUGGUGGUGGGGCCGUGAGCACAUGCCGCUAAGGACAGUGAUGAAAACUUAAAAUACUGUCCUCUCGAUCAAGACUUUUUAGCCUCAAAUAAAUCCGAGAUGUCAGGUUAUACAUACCCCUAUGUGAUAACCGCCGUAGUGACGCUGGCAUCACGCUGCGCAAACGGAGCCCUCGUGGAGCCGCAGGAUUACGUCACCAGAAGUCUGACUGACUUGCAAACGGAAGUCUGACUGACUUGCUACGAGCGGAGCGUUAUUAGGAGCGGGGAGGGGUGAUUCAGGACCACUCGGCUGGCCUCAGCUUUGCUUAAACUUCGCAGUUUUUAAAAACAGCCGUGGGUGCAUCUAUGGGAACCUGAAUGUCAUGUUCUAAACUCCUUUACAAACGGCGUCCUCAAAAAGGGGCGCCUGUGAGAACAGACUUUCUGUUCUCACGGAGAAGGCAAGUUGUGUUUUCACUGCUUUCUGAGAACAUAAGGUUUCAUGUUCUAAGACUUUUCACCCGUAAAGUUUUAAGAGUUACCCCUUAAUAAUUUAAGAACUCCUAAACAAUUAUUUACCUUACUGUUAUCUGAAAUAAUGGAGAGUUGAAGAAAUUCCACCUUUUAGAAAAGUUGAAGUUGAUCUGAUUGGAUUUUAAAAAUCUUUCUAAAGGCUGGGGUGUCCAGGGCAGAAACGGGUUCACGUUCCACCUCCCAGGAACAUCAUGUUAGGACACUGCAAGUUUAUUCUUUUUCUUUUUUAAAGAUUUUAUUUAUUUAUUUGAGAGAGAGAGAACAAGAGCACAAGCCGGGGGGGACAGCAGGCAGAGGGAAAAGCAAGCUCUGCUGAGCAGGGAGCCCGAUGCGGGACUCCAUCCCAGGACCCGGGGAUCAUGGCCUGAGCUGAAGGCUGAUACAUAGACGACUGAGCCACCGGGGCACCCAACACUGCAAGUUUAUAACCAAGAGCCUCUUCUCCAAAACCAGCCACCAGAGUUGUGGGUUUCUCUUGGUUGAACACUAAACCCUUGC
Ailuropoda melanoleuca (giant panda) is the source of this 7190-nucleotide messenger RNA. RefSeq names its product 1-phosphatidylinositol 4,5-bisphosphate phosphodiesterase epsilon-1. NCBI's taxonomy places the organism in Eukaryota, Metazoa, Chordata, Mammalia, Carnivora, Ursidae. Gene Ontology annotation, molecular function: phosphatidylinositol-4,5-bisphosphate phospholipase C activity; guanyl-nucleotide exchange factor activity. Gene Ontology annotation, biological process: Ras protein signal transduction; phosphatidylinositol metabolic process; phosphatidylinositol-mediated signaling. The record is from RefSeq and is a predicted model, not a curated record.